AUGAGUGUAAAUGAUGUUGGAGGAAGACGACGCUUUGAGGAUAGCGAGUACACGCUGCACAUAUACCCCGGGAGCAUCGCAGAAGGGACUAUCUACUGCCCCAUCACCGCCAGGAAAACUUCCACGGCCGCCGAGGUGAUCGAUUCGCUCAUUAAUAAACUUCAGCUCGAGAAAACAAAAUGUUACGUCCUCGCCGAAGUGAAGGAGUUUGGAGGGGAGGAAUGGAUCCUCAACCCUACGGACUGCCCGGUUCAGCGCAUGAUGCUGUGGCCUCGCAUGGCUCUGGAGAACCGCAUCAGCGGCGAGGAUUAUCGCUUCCUCCUGCGGGAGAAGAACCUGGACGGGUCCAUUCACUAUGGGAGCCUCCAGUCCUGGCUGCGGGUGACGGAGGAGCGUCGCAGGAUGGUGGAGCGUGGCUUCCUUCCCCAACCGCAGCAGAAGGACUACGAUGACUUGUGCAGCCUGCCGGACUUGAACGAGAAAACGCUCCUGGAAAAUCUCAGAAACCGCUUCAAGCAAGAAAAAAUCUACACCUACGUAGGCAGCAUCCUCAUCGUUAUUAAUCCCUUCAAGUUUCUACCUAUUUAUAACCCCAAGUAUGUCAAGAUGUACGAUAACCAUCAGCUGGGAAAGCUGGAGCCCCAUAUUUACGCUGUGGCAGACGUGGCUUACCACGCCAUGCUUCAGCGGAGGAAGAACCAGUGUAUCGUGAUUUCGGGAGAGAGCGGGUCGGGAAAGACGCAGAGCACCAACUUUCUGAUUCAUCACCUCACUGCCCUCAGCCAGAAGGGAUUUGCCAGCGGAGUAGAACAGAUUAUUCUUGGAGCUGGACCAGUGCUUGAGGCUUUUGGAAAUGCAAAAACGGCACAUAACAACAACUCGAGUCGCUUCGGCAAGUUUAUUCAAGUGAAUUAUCAGGAGACGGGCACCGUGCGAGGAGCUUAUGUUGAAAAGUACCUCCUGGAGAAAUCCAGACUUGUCUAUCAGGAGCACAAUGAACGGAACUACCACGUAUUUUAUUACCUCCUGGCAGGAGCGAGCGAGGAAGAGAGAUCAGCGUUUCAUCUGAAGCAGCCUGAGGAAUAUCAUUACCUCAACCAGAUGACAAAGAAACCCCUCAGACAGAGCUGGGAUGAUUAUUGCUAUGACUCUGAGCCGGACUGCUUUUCCGUGGAAGGGGAGGACUUGAAACAUGACUUUGAGCGGUUACAACUGGCCAUGGAGAUGGUGGGGUUUCUUCCCAAGACUCGCAGACAAAUUUUCUCUCUCUUGUCGGCGAUACUACACCUGGGUAACAUCCGUUACAAAAAGAAGACCUACCGGGAUGACUCCAUUGAUAUUUGUAACCCUGAAAUACUACCUAUUGUGUCGGACCUGCUGGAGGUGAAAGAAGAGAUGCUGUUUGAGGCGCUGGUUACCAGAAAGACAGUGACAGUAGGAGAGAAGCUGAUCUUACCAUACAAACUAGCAGAGGCUGUGACCGUGCGAAACUCCAUGGCUAAAUCAUUGUACAGCGCCCUGUUCGACUGGAUAGUGUUCAGAAUUAACCACGCGCUCCUCAACUCGAAGGACAUGGAGGAAAGCACCAAGACUUUAUCCAUUGGAGUACUUGAUAUUUUUGGGUUUGAAGACUAUGAAAAUAAUAGUUUCGAACAAUUCUGCAUUAACUUCGCCAAUGAGCGCUUGCAGCACUACUUUAACCAACACAUCUUUAAACUUGAACAGGAGGAAUAUAGAGCAGAAGGAAUUAGCUGGCACAACAUCGACUACAUAGACAACUCCGGCUGCAUCAACCUGAUCAGUAAGAAGCCGACGGGCCUGCUCCAUCUGCUGGAUGAGGAAAGCAAUUUUCCUCAAGCCACAAACCAAACGCUGCUGGACAAGUUUAAUCGUCAACACGAAGGGAACUCCUACAUCGAAUUCCCAGCGGUCAUGGAGCCGGCUUUCAUCAUCAAACACUACGCGGGCAAAGUGAAGUACGGAGUGAAGGAUUUCCGUGAGAAAAACACAGAUCAUAUGCGCCCAGACAUUGUAGCUCUCCUGCGAAGCAGCAAAAACGCCUUUAUCUGCGGGAUGAUCGGGAUCGACCCGGUGGCCGUGUUCCGCUGGGCAGUCCUGCGGGCCUUUUUCAGGGCGAUGGUUGCUUUUAGGGAGGCUGGAAAACGAUACGUGGAGAAGAAAACUGGGCAUGAUGAUGCAGUGCCAUGUGCGGUUUUGAAAAGUGUGGAUAGUUUUAGCUUUCUCCAUCACCCAGUUCAUCAGAGGAGCUUAGAGAUCCUGCAGAGAUGCAAGGAGGAGAAGUACAGUAUUACUCGGAAGAGCCCGCGGACACCGCUCUCGGAUCUCCAGGGAGUCAAUACCAUCAACGAGAGGGCUCAGCGCGAUGCCUACGCGGUUGGCUGGAAUGGCCGGAUGGGGAUGCGGCACAGCAGGCUCGCCAGCCCCGGCGCCUUCCUAGACAAAGAUGGGAUAUUUGUCAACGCGACCAACAGCAAGCUGCUGGAGAGAGCCCACGGCAUCCUCAUGCGAAAUAAGAACUUCAAAGCCAAACCAAAUUUCCCGAAGCACAUGCUGGACGUGAAGUCCCUCAAGCACCUAACCAACCUGACGCUGCACGACCGCAUUACCAAAUCUCUCCUCCAUCUCCACAAGAAGAAAAAACCGCCCAGCAUCAGCGCCCAGUUCCAGGCAUCGCUCAACAAGCUGAUGGAGACCCUUGGCCAAGCAGAACCUUAUUUUGUCAAGUGCAUUCGAUCCAAUGCCGAAAAGCUGCCCCUGCGGUUCAACGACAGCCUGGUGCUCAGGCAGCUGCGGUACACAGGGAUGCUGGAGACCGUUCGCAUUCGUCAGUCAGGAUACAGCUGCAAAUACUCCUUCCAGGAUUUUGUGAACCAUUUCCAUGUCCUUCUCCCGCAAGGAAUCAGCCCGUCUAAGCACAAUAUCCAUGAUUUCUUCCAGAAAAUAAAACUCGAUCCAGACAAUUACCAAGUUGGAAGAACAAUGGUAUUCAUGAAGGAACGGGAGCGGCAGCUUCUGCAGGACCUGCUCCAUCAGGAGGUGCUGCGCCGGAUCACGCUGCUGCAGCGCUGGUUCCGCAGCAUGCUCUGCAGGAGGCAGUUCCUGAGCUUAAAGCAAGCUGCAGUCAUCAUACAGAGAUUUUGGCGUAAUUACCAGAGCCGAAAGCAAGGCGAACCAUCCCCGGACCCUCUCGUCCUUGGCAAAGCCGCCGUUGUUCUCCAGACCCACUGGCGUGGCUUUGUGGAGAGGCGGCGGUUCCUGCAGAUGCAGUUUGCAGCCCACCUCAUCCAGAGCUGCUGGCGGGAGUACGCCAAGCGGCGGCACGACGCGGCCACCAGCAUCCAGGCAGCCUGGCGAGGACACCGCGCAAAGCAGUCCUACGCAGCCAGCAGAAGCAAAGUCGUCUGCUUGCAAGCGGCGUGCAGAGGAUAUUUAGCACGACAAAGGUUUAAAGCUUUGAAAGAGCAGCGAUUAAAAGAGAUGCAGCUGGAGAACGGCAUGUCAGUUAAAGAAGAGGAUGGACUGGAGACAGAUGGUGCUUUGGAAAUUAAGGGCUCCGACCCAUCUAAGUGGGAGGAUGGCUCAUUUGAAGAGCGAGUGAGAGCUAUAGAGGAACAUAAAUUGCUGAUGGAGAAUAAUCGGGUGAAUCACGUGGACCCACUGGAUACUUCUGCAAAUUUAUUGUACAAAAGGCACGAGAGAGCCAGUAGCCAGAGUGGGAUGGACACCGAAGAGGAGGUCGUUGUUAGAGAGAGACCCAAGUCAUUGGAGGAUCUCAACCAGAAAAAAGUGGUUCGUGCAAAAAGAGAAAGCCGGAGGAUGCGUGAACUGGAACAGGCAAAAUUUAGCUUGGAGCUGCUUAAGGUCCGGUCCACCGGUGGGCUGUCACCUUCCGAAGAGCGGCGGUGGUCCACCGAGCUUGUAUCUGAGGCACUUCAUUCCCCUCAGGGAACCCCGGAGAGCGAAAGCUCUCAAGGCAGCUUUGAGAUGUUAAGCUGUGAAGAUACCUCAAGUAAUAAACGCGUUUCCCUGUUUUUAGACGAGCAAGACGCGCAGUCGUUUUCCACUGACUCUUUGCCUAGCAGUCCCCAGGCUCAUCCGCAGGAGAAGUCUUUCUGUGCGGCAGAUGUGAACAGCAAUUUACCGGCUUGCAGAAGGAUGCCUUCAGACUUGGAGCUACCCGAUAACCUCACCGUGAAGGAGCACGUGGUCUGCGACCCCCAGAACGUUAUAUACAAGGCACAUCUGAGAGAAACCUUCCUUUCCAGCAAUCUACCUACUUUCUAUGUUCCACCACAAGACAACGUGAAGGUAAAGCUGGUGGAGAAUAACCUGAGGAACAAAGCAAUGGAAAGAGAGGAGAGGACAGUUACGUUCUCUGAGGUCAGGAAGGAUACUGAGCCAGACCAGGGCAGAGCUUUGGGAGAGGAGGAAGAGGAGAAGUCCUCUACCAAGAGAGAGGAACGUGGGACAGUGACUGCGACACAGGCGCAUUCUCCAGACUCUGUCAUCAAGAGACUGGAAAAGCUCAACGUGGAGAAGGAGGAACGGCAAAAGCAGCUUCAGCUGCAAAAUGAGAGGGAGAUGAUGGAGCAGAUCCGUCAGCAGAAGGAAAUUCUGGAGAGACAACGCAAAGCCUUCGAGCAGCAAGGGAGGGUGGAGGCUUUGCAGAGGGCUGAGCAGAGCAGAAUGAAGGACCCCUCCCUCAAACCAUCCAAAAAACCAGACAACCGGCCUCAGUCGGUCCUCAUCCUGCACCCCCAGAGCAGAGGGGAGCAUGGCCCUGCCACAGGUGUGCCUCCAACCUCAUCGGUGGACAUUAAAGGUCUCACCGUUGGGACCAGGGGAAGCUCUCCAGCCCACAGUGCCCCCAAAGACAGACCCGUCAGCAUGUUCAUGGAGCGAAGAGAAGGUCAAUCGGGAUCGGCCCUGGAACCCCGGUGCCAUUCGAGACCGGCUCUGGACCCCAGGGACCUCCCGGGCAGCCACUUCUCGAGGACGGACCGCCUCCGGCAGCCCCGAAUGCCCAACCAGGCCACCGAGGAGACGAGGGCAAGCGCUAUGUUCUUCACGCCGAAAGACAAUCCCUUCGGCCUCCACAGGGAAACAAGUCAUCAAUGCCUUUCCAAGGGUGAACUAGCCAGGAAGCCAUUUAAGAUGCCGGGGUCUGGCAGAGGAGAGGUUCCCAGACCGACCCAUAAAAAGAAAGCCCGCAUGGCGCGGACGCGCUCCGAUUUCUUGACUAGAGGUACUUUUGCUGAUGGGGAGGGGGAUACGGAGGAAGAUGAUUACGAUGGCAAUUUUGAGUUUCUUCUCUCCUCUGACCAACCUCCUCAUCCCGAGGCAGUGCCUGCAGCCCGGCUGGGGCAGGCCUGUUACAGUGACUCCGAAAUGACGGUGCAGCGAUUUGCCUCUGGGGAAGGCCAAACGAAACUGCACAAAACCAUGUCUCAGGGGGAGAUCGGGAAGCUGGCGGCCGCGCAGAAGAGCCUGGCUCCAGAUGGGAGGCCUCAGCGAGCCAAGAUGAGGUUCUGGGUGAAGGGAAAGCAGGGGGAGAAGAAGACCCCACGGGAGAAGCUUGCUACCCAGUCUGAGCUGCUGGAGCUGUAUGCAGAGGAAGAAGCUCCCGGCCGGGAGAUGAUUUCUGGCUUGCAGCUUGGAGAAGAGUUGGGUCCUCACCACCUGACCCCUCCACGGAGUCCUGAGCUGUCCGGUAUCUACCGACGGGAGUUUAAGGAGAACAAGGAGCCCUCUCCCAAAGUGAAACGCAAGCGCAGCGUCAAGAUCAGCAACGUGGCUCUGGAGCCCGUGCAGUGGCAGAACGACUCGCUGCAGAUUAUAACAAGCGCUAGCGACUUGAAGAGCAUGGAUGAGUUUCUCCUGAAAAAGAUGAAUGAGCUGGAUAAUGAGGACAGCAAGAAGGACACGCUGGUGGAUGUCGUGUUCAAGAAGGCACUGAAGGAAUUCCGACAAAACAUCUUCAGCUUUUACUCCUCGGCAUUGGCGAUGGAUGAUGGGAAAAGCAUCCGCUAUAAGGACCUCUACGCCUUAUUCGAGCAGAUUCUGGAGAAGACCAUGAGGCUUGAGCAGAGGGACUGGAGUGAGUCUCCAGUUAAAGUCUGGGUCAAUACCUUCAAAGUCUUCCUGGAUGAAUAUAUGAUAGAGUACAAACCCCUGGACUACACCGCGGUGAAGGUGCCAAAAACGGAGCGAAAAAAGAGAAGAAAAAAGGAAGCGGAUGUGGUGGAAGAGCACAACGGUCACAUUUUCAAGGCAACCCAGUACAGCAUCCCCACCUACUGUGAAUAUUGUUCCUCCUUGAUCUGGAUAAUGGACAGGGCUUCUGUUUGUAAAUUAUGUAAAUAUGCCUGUCACAAGAAGUGCUGUCUUAAAACCAUGACCAAGUGCUCCAAAAAGUAUGACCCCGAGCUCUCGUCUCGGCAGUUUGGCGUGGAGCUCUCCCGGUUGACCAGUGAGGAGCGAGCGGUGCCGGUGCUGGUGGAGAAGCUCAUCAACUACAUCGAAAUGCACGGGCUGUACACAGAGGGCAUUUACAGAAAAUCAGGGUCCACCAACAAGAUCAAGGAGCUGCGGCAAGGACUCGAUACAGACAUCGAUAAUGUGAAUUUAGACGACUACAACAUCCAUGUCAUCGCCAGCGUGUUCAAGCAGUGGCUUCGAGAUCUGCCCAACCCUCUCAUGACCUUCGAGCUCUAUGAGGAGUUUCUGCGGGCGAUGGGCCUCCAGGAGAGGAAGGAGACAGUGCGGGGAGUGUAUUCGGUCAUCGACCAGCUCUCCCGCACCCAUCUCAGCACCUUGGAGCGUCUCAUCUUCCACUUGGUGAGGAUUGCCCUCCAAGAAGAGACCAAUCGAAUGUCAGCUAAUGCCUUGGCUAUCGUCUUCGCUCCUUGUAUCCUCCGCUGCCCCGAUACGACGGACCCAUUGCAGAGCGUUCAGGACAUCAGUAAAACAACCACUUGCGUAGAAUUAAUCGUCAUUGAGCAGAUGAACAAGUACAAGGCUCGUCUCAAGGACAUCAACAGCCUGGAGUUCGCAGAGAACAAAGCCAAGAGCCGCCUCUCCUUGAUCCGCAGAUCGAUGAAACCCGUACUAAUUGCAGUUAGAUUUAUGAGCAUAACCCGCAGUUCAAUCCCGGGCAAAGGACGCGUGCGACGCGGCGCCUACCCCAGCCCGACGUCUCCCGUCGCCGUGCGCUUGCCCUCGGUGACGGAUGUCCCUGAGGAGACCAUGAGCAGCGAGGAAGCCAUGGAGAUGGAGGUGACGGAGCAGCAGCAAGUGGCCAUGCAGCAGGAGGAGAAGGUGCUGACUGAGCAGAUCGAGAGCCUGCAGAAAGAAAAGGAGGAGCUGACGUUCGAGAUGCUGACACUGGAGCCCCGCGCCUCCGACGACGAAACCCUCGAGUCCGAAGCCUCCAUCGGCACUGCCGACAGCUCCGAAAAUUUGAACUUUGACUCCGAAGGAGCCAUCUCCGAUCGUUCGGAGAGAAGCGUAGCACUUACCUCCCUGCGCCCCGCCAAGGCGGAGGGGCCGAACCGGCUGCGAAGGCACCCCAGGAUGCGGCCGGACCCGGCGGACCCAGCCGAUGCCUCCAUCUCCUCCUCCUCCUCCUCCCAAUCGUCCACCUCUUGCUUACCCCACCUGCCCCGGAAGCGCUUCCAGAUGUACUCCAAAUCGCCUUUUUACCGAGCGGGGGGACCCGUCGAGCCCCCCGAAAGCCGGGUGAGCCCCGAGGGCUUCGUGGGACCUCUCCGUUAUCCCGAGGACCGGCCUCAAUUCACCACCCGCGGGACGUUCAACCCGGAGAAAGGCAAACAGAAACUGAAGAGCGUGAAAACUUCCCCCCCAAAAACCAAAGAGCCCCCGGAUGGGGGGUCGGGGGGGGGACGCAAGAGAAACCCCGAGGCCGACUGCGCCGCCACCCAACCCCUCGUCCUCCUGGGGAGCAACGAGUUCAUGGUCUGAGAUGCUCCAUCCCAGGGCCGCGUCGCGCGCCGGAGCA
Molecule: messenger RNA, 8038 nt
Organism: Gavia stellata (red-throated loon)
Lineage: Eukaryota; Metazoa; Chordata; Aves; Gaviiformes; Gaviidae
Gene: MYO9A
Product: myosin IXA
Exons: 43
Coding region: 1-8001 (2666 amino acids)
Biological process (GO): intracellular signal transduction; positive regulation of GTPase activity
Cellular component (GO): myosin complex
Molecular function (GO): microfilament motor activity; GTPase activator activity; protein binding
Source: RefSeq, a predicted model, not a curated record